Messenger RNA from Dendroctonus ponderosae (mountain pine beetle), 2280 nucleotides. RefSeq names its product DCN1-like protein 3. The transcript has 6 exons. Gene Ontology annotation, cellular component: ubiquitin ligase complex. NCBI's taxonomy places the organism in Eukaryota, Metazoa, Arthropoda, Insecta, Coleoptera, Curculionidae. Gene Ontology annotation, biological process: positive regulation of ubiquitin-protein transferase activity; protein neddylation. Gene Ontology annotation, molecular function: ubiquitin conjugating enzyme binding; ubiquitin-like protein binding; cullin family protein binding. Bases 554 to 1483 code for a protein of 309 amino acids. The record is from RefSeq and is a predicted model, not a curated record.
AACUGACACCGACAUUUGACUAGUGUCAAAACUUCUCAGGGGAGAUUUAACUUUGUUAAAAUUGCUCCUCUUUUUCUAUCUUAAUAGCAUUUUUCCAGUUUUACAGCAAUUUGCAGGAAGAAAAACAUUUAAUAGUGCCAUCAAACAUGUGCUAAAUGUAUUCGGAACCAUUCCACCGCAUAAAAAAAUGGACAGGGUACCUUGUCAAGUUUCCAUUUUUUAUAUAGAAAUGUACAGUAUUUUUUGUGCUAGGGGACCCCUUUGAGAUCAAAUACUGAGAAAAUAAUUGGCAGUAAGUAUGUUUUCCAGACACACAAUCAGAUCAAGGCUACAAGUCGUCGAGAAAUGCAUGUGUUUAUUUUCAUAAGGCACCCAGCAAGUUUAGACUUGCAAUUUCCUGCGGUGCGUUGUUCCUCCUGUUUAUCAAGUACAAUUUAUGAAUUGAGUGCAUAUUUUAGUUGGCUACUCACACUCAGUUGAUUUCUGGUUGUUUAAAGGGCAAUGCAAAGGACAUUAAGAGAGCAGCCUGAAAGGAUAGGUUUGGGGUCAUCCAAUGGGAAAUUGUUUGAAUUGCUGCAAGGAGCCAGAACAGUUGGCAUCAGAUUCUGUUGCCCCAAAUUGUAACAAAGAAGAGAUGCCAGAAGUUCGAUUGUACGCAGCUCCCAGUCAUGUACCUGCCUCCUCAGCUCCACUGGACACACUUCUAAGCAACGGAAAUCACUUGGGUACACCGACCGAAAGUGCAUCUGCAACAGCAAUAAAUCGAUUUUACCAGCCAAGUAGAAGAGCUACCUCAAGAUCGGCCCCUACAAUGGGUGUCAGUGAUAGCAAACCGUCAGAUCUGAAGGUAAAUGGCCUUUUCGAGCACUACAAGGAUGAUCAGGAAGACGCCAUUCUGGCCGAAGGCAUCGACCAGUUCUGCAAGGAUUUGACAAUUCUGCCGGACGAUUUCAAAAUCCUGAUUCUAGCCUGGAAACUGAACGCCGAGCAAAUGUGCAGAUUUAGCCGAGCGGAAUUUGUAAAUGGGCUGAAAUCCAUAAAAUGUGACUCGAUCAAAUCCAUACAGAGCCGUCUGCCCGAAUUAGUUCAAGAAGUCGAAGAAAGCGACGAGUUAUACAAGGACCUCUAUAGGUUUGCGUUCAAGUUUGGCCUGGACAUCCAAAUAGGUCAACGAAUAUUACCGACUAGCAUGGCGAUUGUGCUCUGGAAGUUAGUGUUUACCAUUCGAGAGCCCCCCAUCCUAAACCGAUGGCUGAAUUUCCUCGAAACCCAUCCAUUGAUCCGAGGCAUCCCGAAGGAUACAUGGAACAUGUUCCUGAACUUUUCAGACCAUGUGGGCAGUGAUCUAAGUUGUUACGAUGAUAAUGAGGCCUGGCCGAGUUUGUUUGACGAUUUUGUCGAGUUUGAAAACGACCAGGCCAACCAGAAUAUAUCUAAGGAUUUGGAUAAAGAAUGUGAUGAAUUUUUAAUUAAGGAUGGCUAGCUAAUCGUUUAUUGACUGACUGAUAAAUAUUUGUGCGAUAUGUGUGUCUUUCUAGGUGCAAGGCAUAUAAGGGAUGCGCUGCAACGAGUUUCGUAAAAUAUUCUGUUUUGUUUUCUCGGGCCAAAAAUGUUCACUUUUUCUCAUCAGGAGCAAACCGCGGUGUCAAACUGCAACAUACAGUGCAAUAUUAAAUUAUUUUGUAUUUAUUUGACGGUUGCGCUGGAAAAUCCUUUACUGUUGUAGCCUUACGUCCUUAGGUGUAAAGAAGUACCUACUACUAAUACCCAAAAUGUGAAGUAUUGUAAAAAUCGUGAUUGCCUGUAUUUUUUCGGUGUUUUGAGUCUGGUGGUUGUACAAAAUAUACAUAGAAACUGACGCGGAUAAUUCUAUGAAAACUACACCUAUACGAAACAUAAAAAAAGUACAUUUGCUUUUACUUAAAAUAACUCUGGGUAUUUUGUUCAAAUACCCUGACUAAUAGUAACUACUGGAUGGAUAUUUAUACAACGACUAAAAACUCUUCUUUUGAGGGUUUUCAUAUAAUUAUUGGCCGAAGUUACUACGGUUAAAAUAGCUAUUACUGGGUGCCACUGGGGCAUCAUUUAAGUAAGUUUACCCAGGAGUAAACCAUAAUUUAAAACUUCUGUUCAUGUACUUUAAAGUGAAAGCUUGCAUUCGAAAUAAGUUGUAUAGUUUCUCAGUUAAUGUAAAUUUAGUUAGUAAAUUAAUGUCUUAAUUUAUGUUGUAGUGAGUAUAUUAAAAUGUGUUGACAGAGGACCGUGACGCUCAUAUCAAAA